AUGCCGGCCUACGACAAUGAAGGGGCCACCAUAUCUAUGGAAGAUGUACGGGAGCAGAAACCCAGCGCCAUUGAUGAUGAAUUAGCUAUGCGGAGAAAUAGAAUGCUGAAGCCGCAGAAGUCUACAUUAUCUUCUAGAAAGAAGCAGGCGAUCUGCGUCAGACGGGCGCACAAGAAAUAUGGGCCAGCGAAAAAUCCAAACGUCAUUUUGGACGGAUUAAAUAUGACAGUUGCUAAAGGUGCCAUCUAUGGUCUACUUGGUGCAUCUGGUUGUGGAAAGACCACGCUACUCUCAUGCAUUGUAGGCAGACGAAGACUGAAUUCUGGUGAAAUAUGGGUCCUUGGUGGAAGACCAGGAAGCCCUGGUAGUGGAGUGCCAGGUCCUCGAAUAGGAUAUAUGCCACAGGAAAUCGCGUUAUUUGGCGAGUUUUCUAUCCGGGAAACCAUGAUAUACUUCGGGUGGAUAUCCGGUAUGACCACCAAGGAGGUGGAGGAGAGGAUCGACUUCCUUGUUGACUUAUUACAGCUCCCUAACCCCUCACGGCAAGUAAAGAACCUGUCUGGAGGUCAGCAGCGACGGGUGUCGCUUUCAGCUGCUCUUCUGCAUGAGCCGGAACUGUUAAUCCUCGAUGAACCAACGGUGGGACUUGACCCUGUCUUGCGACAAAGUAUCUGGGACCAUUUGGUGGAAAUAACGAAAGGCGGCCGAACGACAGCCAUCAUCACCACACAUUAUAUUGAUGAGACUAAACAAGCCAAUAUGAUUGGUCUAAUGCGUGGAGGACGGUUUCUCGCCGAAGAGUCACCGACUGAGCUGAUCAGGCGGUACCAGGCCGAGAGUCUUGAAGAUGUCUUCCUCAAGCUCUCAGUUCUCCAAAACAUGGGGAAACGGAGACGAUCAAGUAUCCUCGCGGAUGUCGUCGAGAAGGUGGAAAUACCGGCUAUACCUGACCCAACAGCCAUAGAUGUUGAAGAUGAAAUAGGUGAAAUAUCAGGAGAGUUUGGAGACAAUGUGUCAAUGAGCAGCAAAGGCAGGAGUGUGAUCGCAGACCUGACAACAGCAGUAGAAGCUUUGCCACCAGAAGAUGAGGCUCCUGGCGGUUAUCUAGACAGAAUGAAGCCCAUGAGCUGGCACCACAUGAGGGCAUUGAUAUGGAAAAAUUUCUGGAGUCUGUUCAGGAACUUUGGACUUCUAGCCUUCAUCAUUGGUCUUCCCCUAUCCCAAAUGGUACUCUUCUGUCUUGCCAUUGGACACUAUCCAGUGGGUCUACCGAUCGCAGUUGUGAAUUAUGAACUUGGCCCGAACAAUACUAAUGUACCAUGCGACUAUGAGAAGAAUAAAUGCCCACAAGAUCCUGAAACCUGGGAGUGGAAUUUAACGAGAUUCAGUUGUCAAUAUCUGGACUUUCUCUCGAAGAGACAGUCGAAUUUGAUAUACUACCCCAACGAAGUAGUAGCAAUGUCAAAAGCAGAAAGAGGGGCCGCUAGAGCUGUCCUUGUCUUUCCGGCUAAUUUCUCCACUAGUCUUCAGGAUAGAAUGAAAGAUCCGAGGCAUACAGACGUUUAUACCGUCGAAAGCUCAGAAAUCACUGUACAUAUGGAUGAUACAGAUAAACAAGUCGAGUGGAUGUUGCUACGAGACAUUCAGCUUGCGUUCAUGGAGGCUACCGAACAGCUGACCUAUGUGUGCAAUCUUCCAAAGAGGAUGCUGUCCAUACCUGUCACUUUUCAUAACCCCAUUUACGGUUUGGAGGUCCCUAAUUUCACAGACUUCGCCGGACCCGGUGUUAUCCUUACAAUCAUCUUCUUCCUGGCAGUCGCGUUGACUUCCGGUUCCAUGUUGGCAGAACGGAACGACGGUAUACUUGAACGAUCACUUGUUUCCGGUAUAACAGGUACCGAGAUCCUCUUCUCACACGUCAUAGUCCAAAUGUUGGUGAUGAUAUUCCAGACGGCCAUGGUGCUGAUUGUCGGUUUCGUCAUCUUCGGUCUGACCCUCAAAGGAUCUCUGGGUUGGGUUAUUGUUCUGACCCUCAUUAAUGGCCUGUGUGGCAUGACUUUUGGUUUUGUAGUUUCCUGCAUUUGCGAUACUGAAAGAACAGCCACAUAUCUAGCACUCGGCUCAUUCUUGCCCAUGAUGUUGUUAUGUGGUAUCAUCUGGCCAGUUGAAGGUAUGCAUCAAAUUCUUCAGUGGAUAAGCUUCGUGCUACCCCUCACUAAAUCGACGGAGUCCCUCCGUUCAAUGUUACAACGAGGCUGGACGAUUGAUGUGCCUACAGUGUACACUGGUUUCGUUUCCACCACCUUAUGGAUAGUAAUAUACUUGACAGUUAGUAUAUUAUUAAUUAAAUUUAAGAAGGGAUAG
Molecule: messenger RNA, 2364 nt
Organism: Pieris macdunnoughi
Lineage: Eukaryota; Metazoa; Arthropoda; Insecta; Lepidoptera; Pieridae
Source: the annotation of a GenBank genome assembly